AUGAAUAGCUUAGAUAUUCAAAAAAAAGAUUCAUUUUCUUAAAAAAUAAAAAAGCUAACUAAUUUCAGGGAAAUUUAUAAAGAAUUUGAAAAUAAGUAUUUGACAACUUUCAAUAAAACAACUCAAUUUAAAACUGAAGAAUUAACUAAAAAGGGACCAUUAGGAGGUCUUCUUGGAGGUCAAUUAGAAGGCGGAAAAUAAAAACAAUAGAAUUCAAAUGCAAUUCAUAAUAAAUAAGAGAUGAAAUGGUAUGAAUGA
This is a messenger RNA of Paramecium sonneborni, 258 nucleotides long. The record is from the annotation of a GenBank genome assembly. Lineage: Eukaryota; Ciliophora; Oligohymenophorea; Peniculida; Parameciidae.